AGAACAUUACGCACCUUAGUCCUAAAGUGUUAACACUGUACCACAGUCUAAGAACACUGUCGGCAAACACAGCUCCCUCUUCCUCUCUUUCUUGCUUUUUUCUUCUGUUUACACUACACUCCCUCGGUAUCUCCGCUAGCCGGAAACUGAGGAUUAUAGAGGUUGUUUUUAUAGUUGUAGUACUGACCCACAUUUCACUUACAUUAUGGGAACUCACUGCCCAAAUUUUGUUUUCACUAAGUUUUACUCUGUAGUAGCUGUGGUUGUGUUUUUUGGGGCAUUCAUGGCUUCUGCUGGUCCUCCCCGUCAUGUUGUGGACACGCAUUGGUACCCUGCUACUGCUACAUGGUAUGGCAGUCCUGAAGGCGACGGCAGUACUGGUGGGGCAUGUGGGUACGGAGAUAUGGUAGAUGUGAGACCAUUUCGGGCUCGGGUCGGGGCAGUAAGUCCAAUAUUAUUCAAGAACGGUGAAGGAUGUGGGGCCUGCUAUAAAGUCAAGUGUUUGGACCGUUCAGUUUGUUCUAGAAGAGCUGCCACCGUUAUUAUUACCGAUGAAUGUCCCGGUGGUUACUGCUCAGGUGGUCGUGUUCACUUCGACCUUAGUGGGGCCGCUUUUGGACACAUGGCGGUUUCUGGUUACGGCGGCAGUCUCCGUGACCGUGGUGUACUUUCCGUCAUUUACCGCCGAACUCCAUGUAAGUACCCUGCAAAGAACAUAGCCUUCCAUGUAAAUGAAGGCUCAACACCUUACUGGCUCUCUGUUCUUGUGGAAUUUGAAGAUGGAGAUGGUGAUGUUGGAUCCAUGCAUAUCAGAGAGGCAAAGUCGAACCAAUGGUUAGAGAUGACACAUCUAUGGGGAGCAAAUUGGGCCAUAAUUGGAGGACCAUUGCAAGGACCCUUUUCGGUGAAGCUAACAACACUUUCAACAGGAAGAGCCCUCUCAGCAAGAGAUGUUAUUCCAGGCAAUUGGUCUCCCAAAGCUACUUACACCUCUCGCCUUAACUUCUACUAAUUGAAUGGCCUUUAAUUUGUGUGGCCACAAUUUUAUUUUUUUUUCGUUAAAGAAAAGUAGCCGUUCGGAUCAGCAUAAAAAUAGUAUCCAAGGCUCUUUCUUUGGUUGUUACUUUUUCUUUUUUGCUUCCUACUUUUGUUGUUGUGUGCUUAGCUAAGUUAACAGGGUUGUCAAUAGGAGCCUUCUUCAAAGGAGAGUGAGCUCUUUGCCCUGUGUUUUUUUCAAUUUGGUGUGUAGUAAGUUUGAGUUUUGUUGGUUUGUAAGGUUAAAGUUUAGUGGGGUCCUUUCUGUGGGUUUUAACUGAGAAUAGGACCAAAUGAAUGCACAUGUAAUGUAAUGUUGCUUGAUGUAGAAACAUGAAUGAAUGAUGUGGGGACCUUUCUGCCCUUUGGUGUA
Lycium ferocissimum is the source of this 1408-nucleotide messenger RNA. RefSeq names its product expansin-B3-like. Bases 206 to 1012 code for a protein of 268 amino acids. NCBI's taxonomy places the organism in Eukaryota, Viridiplantae, Streptophyta, Magnoliopsida, Solanales, Solanaceae. The transcript is spliced from 4 exons. The record is from RefSeq and is a predicted model, not a curated record. Gene Ontology annotation, cellular component: plasmodesma; extracellular region. Gene Ontology annotation, biological process: sexual reproduction.